Penicillium diatomitis is the source of this 1152-nucleotide messenger RNA. RefSeq names its product CVNH domain-containing protein. Lineage: Eukaryota; Fungi; Ascomycota; Eurotiomycetes; Eurotiales; Aspergillaceae. The transcript has 2 exons. The record is from RefSeq and is a predicted model, not a curated record. Bases 1 to 1152 code for a protein of 383 amino acids.
AUGCCGUCAUUUUCGACGUUGUCCAGGUGUAUCUGUUUGAGUGAGAAUGCCAUGCUACAGGCGAGCUGCCAAAAUGACCAUGGGCUUUGGGAACAGCAGUCAUUCAAUCUCAAUGACAUAUUAGGAAAUGAAGAAGGCUACUUCAAGCUAGGAAGUCAAGCUUUCUCCAGAUCGGCACGCCGUAUCUGCCUUCUCUCCUCAUCACCCCCAAUUUUGAAGGCAGAACUACGCACGAGCAAUGGAACUUGGCGCGAGGAUUCCGUCAACCUUGACCACUUCAUUGCGGUUCAUCAUGGUAGACUUGCUUUCAAAAACGCGCGAUCCGCCCCUAACUUCCUGCUCGAGCUCGGCAAGCAGAGAGGUACUUUCCUUGACAAUGUACGAGCCAAGAUUGAGAGCUACGUCGAAGAGACCGGCGUAGACUGUUUGGCGGUGAUUGAGAAGAAGCCCGAAUCCGUUGAUGAGACACACGAGCCAGGCGAUCUUGAAUUCGCCCCAGCAUUCUUUUUCUUCCUGAUUGAGAGAAGAUAUCGUGGGCAUGAAUGCGAGUCUGCACUUAUACAACCAAUCAUUGACAUCAUAUCAAAUAGCUUUUCGGAGCUCAUGUCUGCCAAUUCUGAAAAGCUUCAACUGUACCUUGGAGAACAGGUCAUUCAAAGCUUUGCCAACUUCUCUCGCUCUGAAAUUAGGAAAGGAUGCAUCAAGAAUACGACAGACUUGGUGAACAAAGUCAUCAUGAAGACCAUGUUGUUAAAAGCAAAAUUCAGCGUACUGAAGCCGCUUGUCAAGACUCAACUCCAGGGGGGCUUGAAGUCGCUGAUCAGCAAGACGAUCAUUAAAAGUCUCCUGAAGGCCGCAGGCAUCGGGAAGCUAUCACUCCUGAAGGGAGCUUUUACCACUUUGUUUGCAGGGUAUAUCAUCUACAAAAUCACCAAGUUCCCAAGAGACUUGGGAAAGAGUCUGAGCGCUGGCCUUAAUGCCAUGCUCGAAGACAAUCUUGAGGCUAUGACUCAAUCGCUCUUUAAAACCGUCCAAAGCGAGGUGGUCGAUAUGUGCAAAGGAAAGGUCACCGAGCACUUUGGCGAAGCCCUCAAAGAAGAGUUCAAGGAAGAGUUCAAAGAGGCAAUCAAGGAACGCUGGAAACAGACUUGA